Messenger RNA from Priapulus caudatus, 1452 nucleotides. RefSeq lists its product as uncharacterized. Lineage: Eukaryota; Metazoa; Priapulida; Priapulimorpha; Priapulimorphida; Priapulidae. The transcript has a single exon. The record is from RefSeq and is a predicted model, not a curated record. Gene Ontology annotation, biological process: DNA integration. Bases 1 to 1452 code for a protein of 483 amino acids. Gene Ontology annotation, molecular function: nucleic acid binding.
AUGUCACGCCAUCCGAUACCAGUCGAAUCAGAUCGUGAUGAGAGAGUGACAGAGGAGUAUGUGAACUUUGUGCUGUCACAUGCCAUGCCUCAAGCUAUCACUAUUGAGCAAGUACAAAAGGCGACAGAGGAAGAUCCCGUCUUGACUAGUGUCAUAAACGUUGUGCAGUCAGGAGAGUUAUACAAAUUACUUGUAGACGAGGAUCAACGGGUGAAGCCGUACUGGAACGUCAGAGCAGACCUGUGUGUGACGUCGAACGGUAUCUUGCUCAGAGGGAACAGAAUAGUAAUACCGGCAGCAUUACAGAGCCAAGUAGUGAAACUGGCACACCUUGGACAUCAAGGAGUAGUCAAGACAAAGGCUUUGCUGAGGAGUAAGGUUUGGUUCACGGGGAUAGACAAGAUGGUUGAAGCAGAAGUGAAACACUGUCUCCCUUGUCAAGUGAGCACAAGAGAAAACACCAGAGCACCUCUGAAGAUGAGCAAAUGUCCCGAGCAGCCGUGGACUCAUGUGUCUGCGGACUUCUGUGGCCCACUGCCUACGGGUGAAUAUUUGUUAGUGGUCGUUGACGAAUACAGCCGUUACCCAGCUGUAGAGAUCACCCACAGCACAUCUGCUCGGUCGACGAUUCCCCACUUCGACAAGAUCUUUGCCUGCCAUGGCAUUCCCGAAGUGGUGAAGACGGACAAUGGCCCUCCUUUCAAUAGUAGCGAUUUCCGUGGGUUUGCUGGUUACCUUGGAUUCAAACACAGGAGGAUCACGCCGGAGUGGCCAGAGGCUAACGGCGAGGCAGAGCGGUUCAUGAGGACGCUGAAGAAGAAUCUGCAUACCUCAGAGUCUCAGAGGAAACCGUGGAAGCAGGAACUGUGGAAAUUCCUCAGACAGUACAGGGCUACACCCCAUUCGUCAACAAAAGUAGCACCCGCAGAAGCUCUAUUCCACAGGAAUAUCAGAACAGAGUUACCCAGCAUUCAGAGUUUCUCAAAAGAGGAUAUUCACAAAAAUGUGCUGCUCAGUGACAAAAAUGCAAAGGACAGAAUGAAGAGAUAUGCGGACAAACGACGGAGAGCAUGCGAGUCGGAUAUCUGUGUAGGUGACGCUGUCAUACUACAGGAUCCACAUCCGCGUAAGCUGGAUCCACCGUAUUACCCUAAGUUACACGAGGUAGUGAAACGUAAAGGUGAUAUGGUGACCGCUACGCAUGGCUCCAAACCGGUGACCAGAAAUAUAUCCAGGUUCAAGGCAGUGGAUGCCAGAUACCAGUCACAGGACAUGUCCGGUUCAGAAAGUGAUGGGGAUGUCAUUCCGGAUCCUACUGGAGAGAAUGAGGGGACACGUGUAGAAUCCGAUCAGAACAGCCAGACGGAGGAGAGACCGUUGGACAGUUCAUCCAAGGUGCAUCGGGCGAGGGAGCGCCACCGUCCAGCAUAUUUGAAGGACUAUGUGACAUAA